Molecule: messenger RNA, 1702 nt
Organism: Eubalaena glacialis (North Atlantic right whale)
Lineage: Eukaryota; Metazoa; Chordata; Mammalia; Artiodactyla; Balaenidae
Exons: 7
Coding region: 111-1289 (392 amino acids)
Biological process (GO): L-threonine catabolic process; glycine biosynthetic process
Cellular component (GO): cytosol
Molecular function (GO): L-allo-threonine aldolase activity
Source: RefSeq, a predicted model, not a curated record
CCAGGUCGGCCGCAGCCGAAGUUCGGGAAGUCCUGCCGCUCGGAUCCCGCCGCUCCCGGUCGCGCUCACCGGGGAGGGCCGGGGCGGGGGAGCCGAGCGCUGCCCCCGCCAUGCUCCGCAGACUGGCCCGGGCUGCGGCCCAGCAGCAGGGGGCCCUGUGGGCGCGGGGAUCUGGGAGCCAGGCGGGGAUCCCGACGCACGUGGUGGACCUGCGCAGCGACACGGUUACCAAGCCCGGGCCGGCCAUGAGGCGCGCCAUGGCCGAGGCGGUUGUGGGGGACGACGACUACGGCGAGGACCCCACCGUCCGCGAGCUGCAGGCCACGGCUGCGGAGCUGCUCGGGGUGGAGCGGACCCUGUUCGUGCCCACAAACACCAUGGCCAACCUCAUCUCUGUGAUGUGUCACUGCCAGCGCCGGGGCUCCCAGCUCCUCCUUGGGCAGGAAUGCCACCUCCACGUCUAUGAGCAGGGCGGGGUGGCUCAGAUCGCUGGGGUGCACUCCCACCCCCUCCCAGACCUGCCCCAUGGCACCCUGGACCUGGCUGAGCUGGAGAGGCUGGUCACACGGAGCCUUGGGAGCCGCUACCACCCAGUCUGUGAGCUCAUCUGCCUGGAGAACACCCACAGCAGCUCAGGGGGCCGGGUCCUCCCCAUCGAAUACCUACGCCAGGUGCACCUGCUGGCCCGGAGCUAUAGGGUCCGGGUUCACCUGGAUGGGGCCCGGUUGAUGAACGCCGCGGUGGCUCUGUGCGUGCCCCCCGCCCGCAUCGUGGAGUACUGCGAUUCUGUGUCUCUCUGUUUCUCCAAGGGCCUCGGCGCACCAGUGGGGGCCCUGGUUGGGGGACCCAAGGACUUCACUGAAGAAGCCUGGCGCCUCCGGAAAGCCCUGGGUGGGGGGAUGCGCCAGGCGGGGGUGCUGGCUGCAGCUGCCCUGGUGGGACUGACUGACGCUGAGGAGGUGCUGCUGAAGGACCACCAGAACGCCCAGAGGUUUGCCAAAGGGCUCCAGGAACUGGCAUCCCCUGUCUGCUCCGUGGAUCUCACCACCGUGGAGACGAACAUGGUGAUGGUGCGGGUGGAUGGGCUGCCGCCCAAGGAGCUGUGCCAGCGCCUGCAGACCGUGAGCGCUGACGAGGUGGCCCAGACUGGCCGCGCGGUGCGCGUGCUGCUGCUUCCCUGGACGGAGCGGUCAGUGCGAGCCGUGUGGCACCGCGACGUCUCUGCGCAGGACACCGAGCUGGCGCUGGGGAAGUGGGCGUUCGUGCUGAGGGCCCUGGGGAUGGGGUGACGGACCCUGUGCCCUGGCUGGGAUGGAGGGAGGCGGGGAGUGGAGGUGUCCCCAGGGGGUGGGUGGGAGGAGAGGCAGUGAAACAACACCCCUGUCAUCCGCUGGUCUCCUUGGACCCCUUCACUUCCAUGACACAUGGGGCGAGGCCUUCCACCUGUUCAUCCAGCAAACCUCGCGUGCCCCUGUGUCCGGGACAGGGGCCCAAGCAUGCAGGGACAGGUGGGACCCCAUGGCUCUCCCAGCACAGCCCAGGAGGCAGCCACAUGGCUCAUGAGAGCAUCUUGGGGACCUCAAGAUGGAGGAAGUGUGAGAGGACACAGAAAUGGACACUGGUAUUGGGUGGCCUGGUAGGGGGCUGGGGCUUUACCUUGCAGUCAUCUAGUCCGUAUUUACCUUUUUAAACAAUAAAAUUU